UGUCUCCUUCCCCUGCCUCAUCGCUCUGCAGUAACACAGACCGGGUCAGCCUGGACUUAAAGAAGUUAAGGCACUAGACUACCCCCGAUUAGGAUGGAUACAACACUUUGGAACCUCAGACUGAUGCUUUCUUUACUGGUGACAACAGGCCUCUGUUCAAAUAGUGAUAAUAGUAGAAGACACACAUUAACAAGGAUUGCUCGUUCUACUGAUGAAGUAGAUGAUGGAAAACGGUGUGGUUAUACCUUUAUGGUACCUCAACAGAAAGUCACAGGGCCCAUAUGUGUUGUUACCAAAGGAUCUGGGCCAAAUAAAGAUAUGGUGACUAGGAUGGAUUUAGAAAAUCUAAAAGAUGCUUUGACUAAGCAGAGGAGGGAGAUGGAAAUGCUUCAAGUGGUGGUAGAUGUGGAUGGGAACAUAGUGAAUGAGGUGAAGCUGCUAAGAAAGGAGAGUCGCAAUAUGAACUCCCGCGUGACGCAACUUUAUAUGCAGCUCUUGCAUGAAAUUAUUCGUAAGCGAGACAAUGCUCUUGAAGUUUCUCAACUGGAGAAUAAGAUUCUUAAUGUAACAUCAGAAAUGCUCAGAGCAGCCACUCGUUACAAAGAGCUGGAAUUAAAAUACGCAUCACUUAUAGAUGUUGUUAAUAACCAGUCAUCUGUUAUUGCACUGCUGGAAGAACAAUGCAUGAAAGUUUUCUCCAGGAGGGACAGCCCAGGCUCACCACCUUUAGUACAAGUUGUUCCCCAGCACUACCCCCAGAUCCAUCAGUACACACCUGGGCUUGGGGGCGGAAAUGAAAUUCAGAGGGACACAGGAUACCCAAGAACCAGAGACAGCAGACAGCCACCACAAGCUCCAACAAGCAGUCCAUUCCGGAUCCCUCCAGUAACAAUCAUUGAUGAAGGCCCAUUUAGAGACUGCCAGCAUGCCAAAGAAUCAGGAUUUUCCAACAGUGGCAUUUACUUGAUAAAACCAGAUAAUGCCAACAGUCCUAUGCAGCUUUGGUGUGAGAACAGCUUGGAUCCAGGUGGAUGGGCAGUUAUACAGAGGAGAAUAGAUGGAUCAGCUAACUUCUUCAGGAAUUGGGAAACAUAUAAGAAAGGUUUUGGGAACAUUGAUGCAGAGUACUGGCUGGGACUGGAGAACAUCUACCAGCUGACUAACCAAGACAAUUACAGACUUCUGAUAGAGCUGGAAGACUGGAGCAAUAAGAAAGUUUAUGCAGAAUACAGUAGUUUUAGACUGGAGUCAGAGAGUGAAUUCUACAAACUUCGCCUGGGAACAUAUCAGGGUAACGCAGGAGACUCCAUGAUCUGGCACAAUGGCAAACAGUUCACCACAUUGGACAGAGACAAAGACAUGUACUCAGGUAACUGUGCCCAUUUUCAUAAAGGAGGAUGGUGGUACAAUGCUUGUGCCCAUGCCAAUCUCAAUGGAGUGUGGUACAGAGGAGGGCAUUAUCGUAGCAAACAUCAAGAUGGCAUUUACUGGGCAGAAUAUAGAGGAGGAUCCUAUUCCCUUAAAGCAGUCCAGAUGCUGAUCCGGCCCAUUGACUGAUACGUUUAAAACAAUAAACAGCAGCACAGACUCCAAUUAUAUAGUGGAAUUAAAACAAUAUUUUAUUUUUGAGACUUGAUUUUCUUGAUUUAUUGACAACUGAUGCAUUCAAAAUAAUCAAAAAACUAUUUAUGUAAAAUAUUAAAGAUGAUACACUUUACCCAAGAUGGAAGCAAAUGUGAAACGUAAAACAAGAUAACAAGGUAAUUAAUAUGCCAAUAUGACAUUUACAUCAGGGGCAUGUGUGGAUUUCUUUACCCACUGUUGGUGUUAAAAGGCAGGUAAAGCCACAGAGGUAUCAGUUACAUGUUCAUUUACAGAGGAACUUCUGCCUAAGUCAGAUAAGAACCUUGGAGGGGCAGGAAAAAAAGCUACCCGCAGGACAGGUUGCUUUUUAUUUUUCUAUAUAACACAUAAUUUACCUCAACCCAAUCUGCAACCAAUGAAGAAUUAAGUAAGUGGGAAGGAGGGUAGAAGGGGUGUAAACAACCUUUGGGGUGAGGGUAGAUUAAAUCUGGAAAAUUAGGAAAAAGGUAAAAAGCUAGGGGGUAGUAAUUUUAGUUGAGUAGAACUGUUGAAACUGGGAAGCAGUACAGCAGCUGUGUGCUAUAUAGCAGGCAAAUUAUGGGAAGGCGGAGAACACUGUAAUGCUGCUGUUCUGUCCGCAUACACUACAGUGUGUGCCUUGAGAGAGAACGAUCUGCACUGAAUAGUAAAGUACCACACAGACUGCAGUGCACAAGUGUAGGCUCUGCACCUUACACGAUGAAAAACACACACAGGAAAUACUGCAGGUAAACAUAGCAAAAAGAGAACUUCAAUUAAGAGAAAACAAUGGCAGCCCACCCCUCCCAUAUAUCAAUAUCAUUGUCCAUAACACAAAGUUAUUAAUAAUCUAAGUUUACUUUCACCCUUGUGACUAGCUAGACAACUAGCACUCCAGGCUAGACAACCUGCUCUAAAACAACUCCAACUUUCACAUGCUGUCAUCUAUACAAUCUAAAUGAGCUUUAUUUCCUUGUGUUUAUACACAGCAAACUAAUGUUGUCAUUGUUAUUAUUUAUGACAUAUAUGUCUUAUAUGUUUUAUAUUUUAUAUCAAGAUACCUGUAUGAUGGUUCUAGUUGAUUGUAAACUACUUGAUGUCAUGGAAUGUGAGCUCUGCUUUAGACAAGAACUUGGAAAUGAUAUUCAAGUUUCCAGACAUAAAAUCUGCAACCAGUAAAUCUUUAAGACAAGUA
Molecule: messenger RNA, 2797 nt
Organism: Xenopus tropicalis (tropical clawed frog)
Lineage: Eukaryota; Metazoa; Chordata; Amphibia; Anura; Pipidae
Gene: angptl1
Product: angiopoietin like 1
Biological process (GO): blood coagulation
Cellular component (GO): extracellular region
Source: RefSeq, marked provisional